AUGUAUGUUAACAAAGUUUUGGAAAUAAAUAUCAAUGAUAUUAUUCACGAUAUUAACGUAUUUUAUAAAAAUAAUAAAAUAAAUGAUUCCUCAAGCCAACUUGAAAUAAUAAAUAAAAAAAAUAAUUUUUGUAAAAAAUCAAUAUCAAAAUAUGAUGAUACAUUUGUUAUACAUUUAGAAAAAGUUAUUUUGAUAUGCAUUCAACAACUGGAAAAAUGGAAUUUCUUCAAAUAUGAAAAUCCCUUAAUUGGCACCAAUAAAAUCGAUAAAUGUGUGUGUCUGUCCAAUUUAAACUUGAUCAUUUUGCAAAAAGCCAGUCAAAUAUUUGUAGAAGAAUUUCAAACAGUUUUUAUUAACAAUAAAAUAAAUGAGCUGAAGUUGCAAAGGCGAAAUAGCAUAUCAGUUCCAUCCAUUUUUUUUUUUGUUUUAGAAAAUUGUCUGUACAUUCUCGACAAAAAUGCCCAACUAUGGCAAAUGAAUGUCGAAGAUUGUCUAAACCCCUCUCCUCAAAUGGAAAUUGUGAAAACCUUUGAACUCCCCAAAAAUAUUAAUGAAAUAUAUUUCAAAAUUGAAAAAAAAAAAGAUUUCGUUAUUUCAUAUAUAAAUGAAAAAGAGAAAUGCAUCUAUAUAAUUAUAUACAAUAUAAAAACGAAUAUUUCAGAAAAAAAUAAAUUAUAUAUACCUGAUUAUAUAAAUUUUGAAAAGGGAAUAAAAAACAUUACAUCUGUAUCCCUAAAUCAAAACUAUUUUAUUAUAUUUUUUAAUUCAAAUGAAUUAUUUAUAUAUAAAAGAAAUAAAAAACAACAAAAUAAUACACACACUGAAAUAACAAAAUUUCAAAAUGAAGACAGUUAUAUAACUUGUAAUUUUCACAAAUUUUUAGGAGAAAAAGAAUGUAGUCGAAUCAAAUAUUUUAGUAAUAAAAGUUUACAAGAAAUCGAAAAAUAUACAUUAGAAUAUAUUAAUAAAAAAUCAGAAAUAUCAUCUAUAUCUAUAAAUGAUGAUAACAGUUUAUUUUUAAUUUAUAGUCCAAAUUUUUUAGAAAAAAAUACACAAAAUAAAUUAAAUAAUAAUAAAUAUACAUCUAUAUUUCAAACAUUUACAGAUGGAAUAUAUAAAUAUUAUCAAAAAUUAGAAAAUUAUUCUUUUUCAAAAAUAUAUGGUUCAGAUAAUAUCAAUUCUAAUAACUUAUUAUAUGAUAUACAUCAUAAUUUAUACAAAAAAAAUAAUAUGCAUGUAUCUUUAAUAAAUAUAGAUAAUAAUCCAAAAAAUAAUUUAAAUACAUUAUUAUAUAAAAAAUAUAUUUCGACAAAAAUAAAUCCAUUUUGUAAUGAUAUAAUUAACGAUAAUACACAUUUCAAUUAUGUUACACAUCUAUAUUAUGAUACAAUAAAAAAAAUAACAAAAAAAAUUAAUAAUUUAAAUGAAAAAAAAGAAUUAAAUGAUAGUGAAAAAAUUAAAGAACUUUUAAAAUAUAGUAAAUAUUUAAACAUUCAUGAAAUAAAUAAAAAUAAAAUAAAAACAAUAAAUAAAGAAUUUGAUAAUGAUAAUAAAAUAGAAAAAGAAUUUUUAUAUAUGACCUUUUUAAAAGAUUUAACAAACAAUAAAAAAUCUAAUUCUCCUUUAGAAUCUUAUAAUAAUAUAUAUUUAUGUAAAACUGAUAAAUAUUAUUUAAUUUUACAAAAUUCAGAACAAAACUAUAAUUUAAUAUUAUAUAAAAUUAAAUUUUUAAAUAAACAAGAAUUAUUAUUACAUCUAUUUUUUCAUAGUUAUUAUGAUGCAGUACUUGAAUCAGAAUCAUUUUUAUUCAAUAUACUUCAUCAAUUUUUUAUUUAUUCAAUUUAUGAUUAUAGUGGCAGAUAUUUGGAAUCUUCACUUCUCGAUUAUCAGUGCCUUUUCAAAAUACGAGACGUUUUCGAUUUCCUUGGGCGAGCAGUUAUAUAUGACCCGUUUUUAGUUCGAAAUAGUUCCGAGAAAAUUGAUAAAUUGUUAAGUUUAAAGGAUGAUGAAUAUAAUACUGGGCCACCAAUAUUAACUAAUAUGAACUAUGGAGAAGAAAAUACUAAUUAUGAUUAUUUUUUUUACACACUUUCAAAAAACAAUAAAAUAAAUCAUUAUUCUAAAUUCAUUAAUAAAUAUUACAUUAUUGAAAAAAUAAAUUUAACUCAAUCAGAUAUACAUAUCGAUAUUGAUAUUCAAUUAAAUAAAUUAAAAAAUGUUUUAUUUAGUGCACUUAGAUUAAUAUAUUAUAUAUUAAAAGAAAAUGAAAAUUAUGAUGAUAUUUUUUCUGACUGUUCAGGUAAAAAUGAACUAGAUGACCAUUUAUUUAUAAAUACUAUUACACAAAAUAAUUUGAAAACAUCAAAACAUCACAAAAAUCAAAAUGAUGUUGAAAAUUCAGAUCAAAAUACUGAACCCAACCAUCUUAUCAAUUCUGAUAAAAGCCCGAUUUGGAGCGAAAAUGAAGAAGAGGAAAAAAAUGAAGAAGAUGAAAAAAGUGAAGAAGAUAAAAAAAUGGAAUACUUAUUUGAUCUCGACUACAAAGCAUUUGAAUCAACUGUUGAAAUUAUAAAAUCAAAUGAAGAUAUGAAAAAUGUAUUGUUAAAAUAUAAAAUAGAACUAUUAAAACAAAUAUAUAAGUAUAAAGCAUUUAAAUAUUUAAUAAGAUUGCUAGAAACAGAAAGACAUAAUAAAAGUUGUUAUAUAAAUAAACCACAUCUAGAAAAUGAGAAACUUACCAAAUCUACAUCAAACAUUGCUAAUAACAAUAAAACUAAUUUUGCAGAUUUGUUAUCUAUGUUUAAAACGAGGGACCAACAUGGCAAAAAUGAAAAGCAUGGAAAAAAUGAACAAUGUGUUGGCCAUGCUUGUGAAGGAAAUGCUUCGGAUUCUAGCUACCCAUUUUCUGAACACGACAAUUUUCAUGAUGUAACAAAUUCUGAUAAAAAAAACACAAACAUCUAUCUUAUUAACUGGACUAAAUUUAAAUAUGAUUAUACCCCAUUUGAUAUUGUUAAAUAUUUUUUAAUAAAUAAGAAUUAUAUUUUAACUAAAAUUUUUUAUAAAUAUUUUAAAUCUUAUAUAAAUAAUAAUUGGCAACAUAUUUUUUAUUAUAUUCCACUAAACACUAAAAUUGAAGAUUUUUUUUUUCUUUUACCUCGUAUUAAAAAAGUGAAUAUAUUAUCAAACGAAUCGAAUAUUUUUGAAAAUUCUUUAUCUCAAAUAAAUUUGUCACAAAAACGUUUCAAUCAGAACCCUGAACCGUAUGAUGAAGAACCACAAGUAGAUUCUAAGAUGAAAUAUGAUGAAGAACCACAAGCAGAUUCUACAUCCAAACACAAACCCUUGCCAUUUGAAGAAAAAGAGUGUAAUAUAAAUAUGGAUCCAAAAAAUAUGUAUGAAAUAUAUUGUUCGGAAAAUGAAUUUUUUGAAUUUUUUAUAAUUAGAUGCAUGAAAAUAAUAACAGAAACACAUUUAAUUCGAAGUAGAUUAUUAAUGUUUGUUUAUAUUUCAGUUAAACUUAUUAAUAAAAAUAAUAUAUAUAAAAUAUUUAAUUAUGAUAAAAAAAAAAAAAAAUACACAUUUAAUUCUAACUAUUUUGACAAAUAUAUCAGCAAAUCGAAUAAUAAAAAAAAUGAAAAAAACACAUUCCCAAUAAAUUUCCAUGAUGGAAAAGAAGAAACUAGAGGUAAUGAUAUUGCAAUAGCUAAUCCGGUAAGCAAUAUAAAAACCAAUCUUCAAAAUAGCAACGCGAAUAAUGACAAUGUUGAUGAUGAAAAUGGUGAACAGACGAUUUUGCAAAAUCGAGAACCGUGGAAUGAUUCCAAUUUAUGUGAUGGAAAUUUUAUAAAAAAUAAAUUAAAAAUAUAUUUAAAAAAAGAUAAUAUUAAAAAUAAGAAUGUAAUACUAAUAUAUAGCCUUUUUAUUUUAAUUAAAAUGUAUUUGCAAUCUAAAGAAAAUUAUAAAAAUCUAAAAUUUGAAGAAUUUAUGUUAAUGAAUAUAUAUAAAAAGUUAUGUCUAACUAUUGAUUUUGAUAAAAAAUAUAUUUCAUAUAAAUAUGAUCAAGAGAAUGAUAACAUAAAUUUAUUUUAUAACAAAAUAAUAGAUGUAUUAUUUAAUUAUAAAUAUAUCAAUGCAUAUAUAAUGGAAUCAAAAAAAUAUUAUUAUUCAAUUUUUGAAGAUUAUAUAAUUGAGUUAUAUUUGAAAAAUCCAACAAAUAUUUUAGAAUCUAUUUAUUAUAAUAUAUUAUAUACAUCGGAACAAAUUUAUGUUAUUUUUUGUUUAACAACGUUAAAAAAAUUACAAUCAAAAUCUUUUAAUAAAUUGAUUAUUCACAUUGAUAAUAAAAAUCGUAUAUUUCCACAAAUUCCUUUGAAAAAAAUUGAGAAUGUUUCAAUAAAUAAUCUAAAUUAUAAUAAACAAAAAAAUAAAAAAAAUGCUAAAAUUGAUGAAAUUUAUAUUUUUUUAAAAUAUAUACAUUAUGCUUAUAGACACAAAAUAAUACUAAAUGAUAGUUACCAAUUUUGUUAUUUAUUUUUAAUCAUUUUUUAUAAAUAUAUUAAAACUAAUUUGAUUCAUUUUAUUUCAAUAUUUAAUGAUUUUUACAAUAUUUUCCCAAAAAAUGUAACAAUAAAACCACAACCAUAUUAUUUAAACACACAUCUAGAUGAAUCAUAUAAUGACAAAAACGAACCCAUUCCUACUUCUACACAUUUUGACAUCAAUUCGAUUUUUAAACAAAAUGAAAAUGAUAAAAAAAGGGUCAUCAUACAUGAUCAACACUUAGAAUAUAUAAUAAAUUCCUAUCACGACCAAAUUGAAGUGGAUGGCCAAAGCGAACAAAACGAAACGGAAGAAAGAGACGGGAGAGAAGGACGAAAUUAUGGGGAUGAGCCAAAUUGCAAACUUAUCGAAACAUACUUGGAUAUAUUUGAAAAACAUCUAAAUGCUUUAGAUAUAAUAAAAUUUUUAAAUAAAGAAACAAAUAAUGACGAAAAUAAAUUAAAUAUAAACAUCGAUAUUAUUAUUAAUUCUAAAAAUAAUAUGAAAAAAAGCAUAUUAAAUAUAUUUAAAAUAUUUAAAUAUAUAAUAUUAUAUACUAAUUAUAAAGAUGAUAAUUUUACCAAAAAUUGUUUACAAGUAUAUUAUAACCUGUUUAAUUCUUUACACAUACAUAUAUUUUUUUUUAUUCUAUUUUAUAUCAUAUUAUUUUAUUCAAAUGACUUCAAAUAUUUAUAUUUAUUUAUCAAGUAUUAUGAUGAUCAUUAUCCUAAUUUAAAAAAUGUUUCCAAUUAUUCGAAGAUUAUAACUUAUUUAAUUUCAAACAAAGCCAAAACUAUAACUAUAUAUCAUAAUUUUUAUGAUUUUUAUAAUUUUUUGAAAAAAAUUACAUCCCACACAGAUAUCUUUAAUCAUGUUGCCAAACUUAAGGAAAUUGUUUUAUGCUUCAAAACUAUGUUAUACAUACAAAGGCUUUUAAAUGAAAAUUGUAAAAAUUAUGAAAAUGAUGAAAAUGAUGAAAAUGAUGAAAAUGAUGCAAAUUAUGAAAAUUAUGAAAAUGAAGAUGAUGAUAAAAAUGAUGCAAAAUUUAGAACCUCUUCUAGAUGCACAAAAAAAAUAAAUAAUCAAACAAAAUAUAAUGAAAAUAUUUAUUACUCCUUUUCAAAGCUAAUUGUAGAUCCAUAUGAAAAAUCUGACAUUCCAAAAAAAUUUAAUUCAUUAAAUAAUGUUGAUAAUGUUAAAUUUGAUUAUAAAAAUAUUAACAGUGUUAAGAAAUAUAUAAUUUAUGAUAAUUAUAUAAAUAUACAGACAGAAAAAAAUAAAUUCAAAAUAUUUAAAAAUGUUAUUGAAUAUAAUUUAGAUAUAUGUUAUAAUUAUAAAAAAAUAAUUAAGCUAAUAAAAAUUUUGAAAAUAAAAAAAUCUGAACAACUUUUGGAUUCUAUUUUAUUUGUUCUAAGUAUUAUAAUUUCUCAAAUAGAAUAUGAAAAUAAUCAAAUUCAAAAAAAUAUAUUUAAAACUAAUUUUAAGACAAAUAAUAUUAAAAAUGAAUCUAUAGUUACCUUUUAUUUGAUUCUAUUUGUGAUAUUUUCUAAAAAUCAUAAAUUAAAAAAAUAUAAAACAUGUAUUCAAAAUAUUAUCAAAUAUUAUACAAUACUUAUUCCACAUCAUCCUCAAUAUCUAUAUAAUUUAUCUCUUUUUUUUUCAUCCUAUUUAUGCAUAGAUUAUACAUUUCUCUUAAAUAAUAUACACAAAUAUGUUUUUAAAAAAAAUAAAUUUGCAUCUACUCUUAAUCAUGCAAACGUAGCAAUAAACGAUUCAAAUGACACCUUUUCUAAUUUUACAACAAUUCAUGAUCUAUUUCAAGAAACAUCAUUUAAAAAAAAUAAAGAAUUUUCAUUUUCGCCUCAAAAUUAUAAAAACCCUGAUCCACCAAUUUAUACCACUUUUAAUUUUUCUGACAAUGAACUUGGUGAAAAAGCAGAAGAAAUCGACAUUUCAUUUUUCGAAUCUACAUUUUUUGAUAACAUAAUAAAUGAAGGUCUAUAUAAACAUGAUGACAUAUCUAGCGAUUUUGAAAAAUCCGAAAAAAAAAAAACGCAAUCUGUUUCUAGCUUAUUCUUCCGUAAUGAAGUUGACACUAAAAGGGAAACGAUUUUUAAUUCUGAAUGUAUGAGCAGUCCAGAUUACAUGCACAAGUCAGAAUGUGUGCACAAGUCAGAAUGUGUGCACAAGUCAGAAUGUAUGCACAAGUCAGAAUGUGUGCACAAGUCAGAAUGUGUGCACAAGUCAGAUAUGGAAGAGGAUGACCAAGAUAUAACAAGCACUGAUGAUACAUCGCAAGAAAGCGAAUCUGACAAAAAUAAAUACAAAGAAGAUAGCGACAAUGAAGAUAAUUUGAAUCACUUAAAAAUUAACUAUUAUAAAAAAUCACUAAAUAUGGAUAAUUUUGAAAAAAACAAAAUAGAUACACAAAAUGACCAAAUUGAUUAUAUAAACAAGAGUGAAGCAAACUAUUUUGUAGAGAAUAAAAAAUAUAAAAAAAUAUUUAUUAAUAACAUUUUAGUGAAUAAGAUAAAAAAAUAUAAUAUUUCAAAAUCGAAAACAAAUUAUAUAAUUAAAACUGUUAAUAAUAUUAAACACAUUUUAAAAAAGACAAAAAUAGAAAAUAUGAAUCAAGAUUAUAACGAAACAUUUGUUGAAAAUUUCCAUUUUUAUAUAGAUCAAGAUAAAAAAGAAAAUUAUAAAAUUAAUAAAAAAUAUUAUUUUUAUAAAUCUUUAUUUUAUAAUAAUUUAGAUGUCGCUUUUCUUUAUUUACUUCAGAUUCAAGAUGAUAUAUUUAUUUACAAUUUUUUUAAACACAUUUUGCAAAAUAAUAGCAUUUUAAUAAUUAAAAAAAUAUCUAUUAUAGAUGCAUUUAUUCGUAGUGUUUAUCGAGUAAAAAAAAGUAACGAAACAAAUAUUUUUUUAAAAAAGUUGUUAAUUUCAGUUUCUAUUAUUAGAUAUUUAUUAUUCCAUUUAUAUAUAAAUAAAAUAAAUAAAAUUGAUAUUAAAAAAUUAUAUUUUGAGGAUAAUUAUAAAAAAAUUAUUGUUAAAAGAUUAUAUAAAAAUAAAAGUGAACAUAUUUUAGAACUAAUAAUCAAAAUUGUAGACAUGUUUAAAAUUAAUUUAGAACAAAUCAAAUAUAAUUUUUUUAUACAAAAUAAAUAUAUAAUAUGCAAAAUAUAUAAUCAAGUUUCAUCUUUUUUAAAUAACCAAUUAACUUAUCAAUAUCAACAAAAUAAAAUGAGUCAUAUAGAUAAAGAUAAAAAUAUUUCACUUAUUUCCAAACAGUCUAAUAAUAAAUUUCAGUAUAUAUUUGAGAUAGAAGUAGAAAAAGAAAUUAUGAAUGAAAUAAAAAAACAAAAUUCAAAUCAUUUUUUACUUUUAUAUAUUUUGAAAAAGUUUCAACAUUUAAGUUUUAACGUUGAUUUUAUUUUUAAAAUGCUAUUAUAUAUAUAUCAAAUAUGUUUAUAUUAUAUAUGCCCAGCAAUAUAUUUUAUCGUUUUAUCUUCUUUUCAUGUUAUCUUUGAUAAAUCAUUAUCUUAUAUCCAUCAGCAUCUUUCCAAUUUUCCAAAAAAAAAAUUAAUAUCUACAAUGGUUAAUAUUAGAACAGUUUUUUUUUAUUUUAAAAAUAAUUUAAAUUAUAAUAUUGUCUUAAAUAAUAGCUUAACUCAAAUAGAUUCUGAUCAAAACAUAUUCUCCAUCAUAUAUCCUCAAAUCGCAUCUAAAAUAGAACCCACUGCACAAGAACAAGAACAAGACCACUUCAAUAAUAAUAUGACUUUGUUAUAUCUUUGGAACUUUUUGUCAAACUUCGACUCUGAAAUAAGCAGCGCAGAUUUCGACUCCCCACCUCAGCGCUUCACAUUUUCGAUCACUCCAAAAUUAAAGGGAAGUGAAAAAGAUGGAAAAAGUGAAAAAAAUGAAAAUAGUGAAAAUUGUCAAAAUUGUCAAAGUGGUCAAAGUGGUCAAAAUUUUCAAAAUUGUCAAGGUGGUCAAAAUUGUCAAGGUGGUGAAGACCCCCCCAAACGAGACCAUUUUAGCUUUCUACUAAACAAGACUAACAUUUCACCUUAUUUAUACGAUUUAGAUUUUUUAAUAAAAUAUUUGGGAAUUAAUUUUUAUCCCCAUAUUUAUAUGCACAUGCCAGACUAUGAUAAAAUAAAAAAUAUGAUUAACAUAAAUGAAAAAGAAUAUUUAAAAUAUUAUUUAUUUUUAUCUAUUUUAGAAGAAAAUGAAAUAAACCCUAAAAUGUGUAAACAACUUAAUAUGUAUUCUAUCCUAACUACUAAUGAUAUAUAUAAAUAUUUUUAUUCUAAUAAAAAAUACAUAAACAUAUUUAUUGAUUUUUUUAUUUAUUAUAAUAUUAUAUUUAAAUUUGACCAAAUAAAUAAUGAAGAAUGCCACAAAUUUUUUGAAAAUAUUUUAUUUCAAAAUUUUGAAUCUAUUAAAAAUCGUAUAAAAUUGAGAUAUACAAAAUGGAUGUUUUUAGAUAAAUAUAAAUUAAAUAAAUUUUUUAUUUUUUAUAAUUUUAUACAUAAUUAUAAUAUAUAUAAUCAAAAAGCUUUUCAUAAAUUAAUUGUAGACAAUAUAUAUGAAGUUGAUAUUUUAUUAUUAAUUUUUUUUUCUAUUCAAAAUAAUCUUAAAAUAGUUAAAUAUGUUAUUUUUAAAAUUAUUAUUAUUAUCUUUUUUAAAAAUAUAAAAAUAGAUCAACUAACUUUGCAAAACCUUAUAUUAUCUAUUUCUUUACAUCUAGAAAAAUAUCAACAAACAUGUAAUAACAACACCUUGCCAGAAUUUCUGACUCGAAACGGUGAAGAGGACGCACAAAAUGUGAACGAAAAAAACAAUUUGAUACAAAAUGAGCACGGCGAAUCUUUUAAUAAAGACAUAUACAUAGAUCCGAGAAUGUGUGACAUGUGCGAUGUAGAAAAUGACAGCUCCGAUGAGCUAGCUGAUAUCGACUUGGACAAAAAUGAUAAUUAUUUUUCUGAAAAUAUAAUAAAUGAUAUGUCAAAAAUAGCAGAAGCAAAUAAUUUAUUUUCCCAAAAUUCGAACGAAAUAAAACCUAAAUUAAAUCAAGAACAAAUAAAAUUUUUUUUGGAAAAAAAUCAAAAUAAUAAAAUAGAAGAUAUACAAAUAAAUACAGAAAUAUUAACAAAAUUUUGUCUAAAAUAUAUAAAUUUAAAAUAUAUAAUUAAAAAAUGGAUGAGAGAUGAAUUAAAAAGCAUAUUAUUUAUUUCACUUGAUCAAAAUAGUAACAUUACAAGUUUGUUCAAUAAAUCAAAACAAAUUUAUUAUGCUUUAUCCAAAAUAAAUAGCAAAAAUAUUUUCUAUUAUCUAAAAGAGAUGAUACAUCUAAUUUUGAAAACAAAUCGAAAAAAUUCAUCCAAACAAAUAUAUCAAAGACGUGUAUAUCAAUUUUAUCAUUUUUUUAUAAUUAUACAAACUAUAAAUUAUCUUAAAAUUAUUAAAAAUGACGAAAAUGUAGAUAAUUAUAUUCAAAUAGAAAACGAAAUAAACAAUAUUGAUACUAAAAAAACAAUAAUAAAAAGUUUAUUUUUUAUUCUUUUAAUAAAAAUUGUAAAUAUUUAUUUGCCAAGUCUUAACAAACUAUUUUUUAUUCAUGAAGAAAAUUAUUUAUGUUAUGAUAAAAAAAAAAAAAAUAUAAAAUUAAAAUGUGAUAUAAAAAAUUUUAUUUUUAUUUUAUUUAAUUUUAUACAAACAACUUAUUCUAAAGGAUAUGAAUUUAUUUAUAUCAGUUUAUUAUUCCUAAUAGAAUAUUGUAUAAAUUUAAUGACAAAAAAUGAAGAAAUAUAUAACAAUCCUACAUUUUCCCAUAUCUUUAUUUAUAAAAAGGUUCAAAAUGUUGUAAAUAAAUAUACACAAAAUUACAUUUUAAAAAAUGAACAAAACAAUGAUAAACAUAAUGAUGACAUCGCCUUACAUUUUAUUGAUAAUGAAUCUUACUUAAAAAUAAAAAAUGAAUUAAGCAAAAUAUAUUUAAAAAUUCUAUCAAAUUGUGAAAAAUAUAUGCUACUUGUGUGUAAAAUUAUCAUAGGAAAUCGAAUAAAUAUACAUGAUGAAAAUAUUUUAUUAAAAAAUUCAAACAUAGACAUACUUUAUUUUUUUACUUGUAAUUAUUCUCAUAUAAAAAAAAAUAAACAAAAUAUUUUAUCGUCUCAAGAUAAUAAAAAAAAAAAAAAAAAAAUUAAUUUUUUUCAAAAUAAAAAUCAAACACAAAAUACAAUCCCAAUUGAUAUAUUUAAUAAAAAUAUUUAUAAAUUUAUUCAAAUUCUUUUAGUUAUAAUUAAUUAUAAUAUUGUCUCUUUUAAAGAUUGGGAAUAUUAUGAAACCAUCAAACAAAUCAUUUCAGAUAAAGAGUGGUAUAAAAUAUUUGAAACACAAACAGAUAAUAAAAAAUAUAGUUCAAUUUCAUUUCUUUGUUAUUUACAAAAUUAUAAAUCUAAUAUUACUCAAUCUUAUUUAGAAGGUUUUAAUAAUUCAUCAUUUUCUGAAACUAGUUCAAAUAAUUUUGAUAAAACCUUAAAAUAUUUUUUUCAACCCAAAAAUAUUUUAUCUAAUAAUUUUAAAAAUGACUCUCUUAAAUUUAAUGAUUCUGAUUCCAAUAUUCUCUCCAACGGAUACAAAAAAGAAACUUUACCAGCCACUUCUAAUACGCAGCAUAGCAUAACCGACGUAGAACCCAAACAGAAUCAACCUGCAAAGAAUGAUGAGCAUGAUGAGAAUGUCGAGAAUGUCGAGCAUGAUGAGCAUGUCGAGCAUGAUGAGAACCAUCAAAAUUGCCAACAUUACCAAAGUGAAGAGAGUGGCGAUGGCGAAUUCGAAUUUAACAGUUCCCUGAAAACAGAUGCAGUCUUAAAUAAAUAUGGAAAAGGCUUUUUAUCAUCUUAUUUGAAUAUAUUAGAUACAAAUAAAAGAUCUCAAAAAGAUAUUAAACAUAUUUAUAAAAAAUCGAAAAUGAUAAAUUUACUAAAAUAUUCAUUACACAUACUAGACUAUUGGAGCAUUGACAUUGCAGAUAAUGAUUCACAACAUGAUGAAGAAAGUGAGAAAAAACGAAAAGGCAGAUGCAACAAAAUUAACCACAAUUAUCAAAAUAAUUUAUUUAAAAAAAGUACCGAAUUAAAAGCAGAAGGAAAAGAAGAAAGCUUACAAUUAUUAAUUUUUUUUGCUAACUAUUUUUAUUUUUUUCAAAACUAUAUACAAUAUAAAAUAAUUUUAAAAAUGUAUAUAAAUAAAAAUUUAUCAGAAGCAAAUGAAUUAUUUUUUAAUAAAGGUCGAAUGUGGAAUUGGUAUCUUAAUGAGACAAAAAUAAAAAAUAUGAUUAGAAAUUAUCUAAUUAAUAAUAUACAUUAUACUAAUUUAUAUAAUUCUAAAACAAAUGAUGAAUUUUUAAAUUUAAUAAAUAAAACUAAUUAUAAAUAUACACAUAUUUCAAACACAUCUAUUCAAAUAUCAGAAAAAGAAUCACUUUUAAAAGAUAAUAACAAUUUAUUAGAUCAUACUUAUGAUUGUUUUUAUUUAAAAAAUUAUCAUUUAAAUAAAUUUAAUAAACACUUUAUCAGAAGCUUACAAAUUCAAUAUUAUUUAUUUGCAAAAUAUACUGCAUCAGAUAUUAAUAUGUCUCAAAAUGGCCAUAGCGAAAUAAAAAGCGGUUCUAGCGAAAUAAAAAGCGGUUCUAGCGAAAUAAAAAGCGGUUCUAACGAAAUAAAAAGCGGUUCUAGCGAAAAGUGUAACGACUUCCCCAUAUUUUUACUUAACAUAUUAGAUAUAUACAAAAACACAACUGAUGUUUACGAUUUUUAUUACCAACUUAUUAUUCACAAAUUAAAAGAUGAUGAUAAAUUAAACCUUAAAAAAAUACAAAAUUAUUGGAAUAAUUUACAAAUAUAUUUUAAAAAUAAAAUUAAUAAUUAUGAUUUAUAUUUGAUGCUUUUUUAUUAUCAAUAUUUUACUUUUCAGUCAAUUCAAAAUUUUAAUUCAUCUAUUUCAUAUUUGCCAAAAAAUGAACAAAAAUUUAUUUUAUAUAUGUGGAUCUAUUCUACUCAAAAUUUAGAAAAAAAAUACAGGGAAUCAUAA
Messenger RNA from Plasmodium yoelii, 12642 nucleotides. RefSeq names its product conserved Plasmodium protein, unknown function. NCBI's taxonomy places the organism in Eukaryota, Apicomplexa, Aconoidasida, Haemosporida, Plasmodiidae. The coding region runs from base 1 to 12642 and encodes 4213 amino acids. The record is from RefSeq and is a predicted model, not a curated record. The transcript is spliced from 5 exons.